AUGGAGGAUUUCGCGCGUCGAUUUCGACCGAAUCUCGUCGUCGAGGACGCGGGCGACGGCGCGUUGAAACCUUUCGACGAGUUCGCGUGGUGCGGUCGAGACGUUCGCUUCGGCGAAGUCGUCGUUCGCGUCGACGAACCGACGAUUCGAUGUCCGAGCACGCGCGUCCGAUACGACGAAUCCGGCGACGCCGGCGCGAAUAUCGACGCCGGCGCCCGUCCCGACGUCGACAUUCGCGCCGCGUUUCCCGCGCUCGAGGCGUCCAUAUUCGGACGCGACCCCGUCGCGCUCGCCGACCGAGGCUCGUAUUUCGGCGUGUACGCGCGAGUCGUCGUCGGCGGCGUCAUUCGCGUCGGCGACGACGUCGCGUUGUUGCCGUGA
Molecule: messenger RNA, 381 nt
Organism: Ostreococcus lucimarinus CCE9901
Lineage: Eukaryota; Viridiplantae; Chlorophyta; Mamiellophyceae; Mamiellales; Bathycoccaceae
Exons: 1
Coding region: 1-381 (126 amino acids)
Molecular function (GO): pyridoxal phosphate binding; catalytic activity; molybdenum ion binding
Source: RefSeq, a predicted model, not a curated record